Messenger RNA from Lichtheimia ornata, 1695 nucleotides. Its product is annotated as CTP synthase. Bases 1 to 1695 code for a protein of 564 amino acids. Lineage: Eukaryota; Fungi; Mucoromycota; Mucoromycetes; Mucorales; Lichtheimiaceae. The transcript is spliced from 2 exons. The record is from RefSeq and is a predicted model, not a curated record. Gene Ontology annotation, biological process: pyrimidine nucleobase biosynthetic process; CTP biosynthetic process. Gene Ontology annotation, cellular component: cytoplasm; cytoophidium. Gene Ontology annotation, molecular function: CTP synthase activity; identical protein binding.
AUGACCAAGUACGUUGUUGUUUCUGGUGGUGUUAUUUCCGGUAUUGGCAAGGGUGUUAUUGCCUCGAGCACUGGUAUGCUCUUGAAGAGCCUCGGUUUGCGUGUCACCGCGAUCAAGAUCGAUCCCUACCUUAACAUUGAUGCUGGUCUCAUGAGUCCCCUUGAUCAUGGUGAAGUGUUUGUGUUGAACGAUGGUGGUGAAGUGGACCUUGAUUUGGGCAACUAUGAACGGUUCCUGGAUGUGCAGCUUAGCCGUAUCAACAACAUCACUACUGGCAAGAUCUACAGUGAAGUGAUUGAAAAGGAGCGUCGUGGUGAUUACCUUGGCAAGACCGUUCAAGUGGUUCCUCAUAUCACUGAUGCUAUUCAAAAUUGGGUGGAGCGUGUUGCUGCUAUGCCCAUUGAUGAUUCCGGUGAAGCCCCUGAUGUCUGCAUUAUCGAAUUGGGUGGCACUGUGGGUGAUAUUGAGUCUGCUCCUUUUGUUGAAGCCAUGCGUCAAUUCCAAUUCCGUGUCGGCCAUGACAACUUUUGUUUGAUCCAUGUCUCCUUGGUCCCUGUCGUUGGCUCUGUGGGUGAACAAAAGACCAAGCCUACUCAAAUGAGUGUCCGUGAUCUUCGUGGUGCUGGUUUGACCCCUGAUCUUAUUGCUUGUCGCUCAAGCAAACCUCUUGAUGCCAACAUCCGCAGCAAGAUCUCCAUGUUUUGUCACGUGGCUCCUGAUCAAGUCCUUGGUGUUCAUGAUGUUGCUUCCGUAUACCACGUCCCCAUGUUGAUGCGUGAGAAUGGUAUCGUUGAUUUCUUUACGCGUCGCUUGAACCUUGGUGCUUUGCGUAUCUCCAAUGAACAACGCCUUGCUGGUGAAGAGUUGUGGACCAAGUGGACAUCCUUGGCUGGUAGCCAUGAAAAUGUGCUUGAUACCAUUAAGAUCGCCAUUGUUGGCAAAUAUACCAACUUGCAUGAUUCAUACAUUUCUGUUUACAAGGCCCUGGAACACGCUUGUAUGGCAUCCAAGCGCAAACUUGAAAUCAAGUGGAUUGAAGCAUCCGAUUUGGAACCUGAAGCUCUUACAACCAACGCUGUCAAGUACCAUGAGUCGUGGCAAAACUUGUGCUGUGUCGAUGGUAUCCUUGUCCCUGGUGGUUUUGGUGGUCGUGGUGUUGAAGGCAUGAUCCUUGCUGCCAAGUGGGCACGUGAACACAAGAAGCCUUACCUUGGUAUUUGCCUUGGCAUGCAAAUUGCUGUCAUUGAAUUUGCUCGUAACGUAUGCAACAUGGCUGAUGCCAACUCGGCUGAAUUGGAUCCUGAAACCAAGACUCCCGUCAUUGUAUACAUGCCCGAGAUCUCAAAGACCCAUCUUGGUGCUUCGAUGAGACUUGGCAAGAAACCUACGAUUUUCGAACCCAACACUGAGUCUUCUAUUGUCCGUAAGCUUUAUGGCGGUAAGCCAUCGGUUGAUGAACGUUAUCGUCACCGCUAUGAAGUCAAUCCUGAGCAUAUUUCCACUAUUGAAUCUGCUGGUUUCAAGUUUAUUGGUCGUGACGAAUCCGGUGAACGCAUGCAAAUCGCUGAGAUGGAUGACCAUCCUUUCUUUGUUGGCUGCCAAUAUCACCCUGAAUAUCUCACCCGCCCUCUUAAGGCCCAUCCUUUGUUCAAGGGCUUGAUUCUUGCUGCCUCUGGUCAGUUGGAAUCCUUGUAA